Messenger RNA from Seriola dumerili (greater amberjack), 2581 nucleotides. It is a transcript of the gene sigmar1, whose product is annotated as sigma non-opioid intracellular receptor 1. Lineage: Eukaryota; Metazoa; Chordata; Actinopteri; Carangiformes; Carangidae. The transcript has 5 exons. Bases 123 to 791 code for a protein of 222 amino acids. Gene Ontology annotation, cellular component: endoplasmic reticulum. The record is from RefSeq and is a predicted model, not a curated record.
AGCUGUCAGCUGGACUCCACGCCUCCUCUGCCGAUGGCGUGUUUGGAGUAACCUGUCUUCCCCCGUGUGCACAUGUAGUCAGACCUGCUGCUGUGUCUCUGUCCCUACGUGUUGUUUCAGCCAUGUCUGUCGUCAAAACGAGUUUAAGACUGUUUGUGUUCGCCGUAGUCACCGUCCUAGCCGUGCUGCUGCUGCGGCACUGGAUGGCCACCAAGCAGUACGUUUUCAACAAAGAAGACGUCGCCAAAUUGGCCAAACAGUACGCAGGGCAGGACCAUGAGCAGGCCUUCUCUAAAGUGGUGGUGGAGCUCAGGAAGAGAUAUCCUGGCCACAUCCUGCCAGAUGAGGACCUCCAGUGGGUGUUUGUGAAUGCUGGAGGUUGGAUGGGCUCCAUGUGUCUGCUCCAUGCUUCGCUUACAGAGUACUUGCUGCUGUUUGGUACUGCAGUGGACACAGGAGGACACUCAGGUCGUUACUGGGCUGAGAUUUCUGACACCAUCAUCUCUGGCACCUUCAGACAGUGGAAAGAGGGGACAACCAAGAGUGAAACUUACUACCCUGGUGACACCAUCGUACACGGUGUAGGUGAGGCAACGUCAGUCCAAUGGAGCGCAGGGACAUGGAUGGUUGAAUAUGGCAGAGGUUUCAUUCCCUCCACGCUGGGAUUUGCUCUGGCUGACACCCUGUUCAGCACCCAGGACUUCCUCACAAUGUUCUACACUGUACGUGUUUACGUCAAGGGUCUGCUGCUGGAGGCUGGUACACUACUUACAGACGCUGGAGUUUUCUGAGGCAUGGUUGAGGCUCGGAGACCUGCACAUGGACAUCAGAAGUUCGCCUUGUCAUGCCAUUUUACCCCUGACCACUAAAAUCUAGCAUGGGGUGAAAUCUGUGCAGAAUAAUUCCAAGUUCAAAUAUUAAAGAAUUUUUACCUGAAAUUGUAGACAAUGCAAGUUUGCUCCAGCACAGCUGAUCCCGUCAUCAUUCAAGUUCUCUCCCCUCAUAAAGGCUUCACAAAAGAAGGUGUUCGACUCCACCUCAACUAGUAGUCUUAACAUUUACUCUGUGAUGUCAAUUUGCUGUACUACUCAAUCAAUACCACCUGAGAACAUAUCAUUCUGAAUCUAAGCCAUCACAUAGUCCCUCAGUGAUACUCAACAUCUUAAUCCACACAAUAAGCAUUCCCAAGAGAGCACAAACUGCCUAAAUAGUCAGGUACCCAUGAAAAUAGACAUUAUCCAAUUUAGGAUCCAGUUUAAGGAAUUGAGGCCUAAAGACCUUACAACUACUCCUGCCAAAUCUGAGAUUCUUCUGAGAAAAAUAAGGCAAUAAAUGUAACCAGGUUUAACUUUUUCAGCAGCCAACAACAUUUACAAAUAACUAAAUAUCAGAAAAUAUAAGUUCAAACUGGUUGUUGUUGCACAUUUGGGGACCAAGGAAAUACUUUAAAAACGAAUAUGCAAUGCUUAAUUUGGCUUGUAAAACAAACACAAAAUAUAUAAUGAAAUGCCAAAGCCACUGUUUUCUUAGUUAAUACUCAUUUCAUAUUUAUAUGCAUGUGGAUUCUCAGUAAAUGAGGAACUUGUUUGAAUCUAGCUUUACGAAGAUCUGCCUCACUGAUGUGUUGGUACUAUAUAUUUUUAGAAAAUGUUGAUGGGGUGAUAUGUUGAAGAAACCUGCCUGGAUGAUGUGUGUGUAAUGUCCCAUCUUGGCCAAAUAUGAGCCAUUUUCAGAUCCGUACCAGCUCAGAGACAGCAGUGUUUUUAAUGAUUAUAGUUGUUCUCAACUAUUUCAGAUCUACUGUGCAGCAAUACAUUUAUUUCAGUGGAGCAAUUUUCACGUUUCUCCUUUUUCUUUCAUUUUACAAUCCCAACAUUUUUAUCUCAAUCCGUAAGGGUCAAAUCCUGUUUUUUUUCCCUCCCAAACCUUCUAUAGAAGUUAUCAGUUAAGUCUAAUUAUAUUUGUAAACCUAGACUUUUUUUUUAAACUAUAAUGCAAAAACUUACACCACAAACUUUAGUAACUUAGACCUCUGCUGUGUUAUACUGUAAUUGUACAUAUUUCAUUCAUUCAUUUAAUUGGAUGGAUCAAAUUUGUAAAAUGACCUCAUUCAAAAACUGGUUUUAUGAUAUUAAAUAGACUUGGCACAAUAUCUUUUUUGAAAAUGUAACUGUAGAGAUAAACUUGAAUGAUUUUGACUAAUCUACAUGGCUACAGUUUCUUUGCACUAGCCCCACAGGGCAAAAACAAAGCACUAUCCACAGACCUUGUCCUCUACAGUUCCACAUUUUAAUAUAGUACUGAGCAGAAAAUCCAUCUGGAAAUCUUCUUAGUGAAAUUGUACUGUAAAAACAAAUCACUGCUGCUGUAUCUCCCAUUUCCAGAUAAAACAGCCUUAUUCUCGGACUGAUGCCUGAACCCAUCAAUGACCACACAGGGUUUCCAUGGGAGUGAAAAUAUACAGUAAAAGAAACUGAAAGAUGGACAGAACACCUGUUACUGUACCUUAAAUGCUGAUGUGCAGAUGUGCAAUUUACUGUAAGGUGAAAACUGACAGUGCCAGAAGAAAUAAAUGUUUUUG